CGAUGGACAAACAAUGAUACAUUACUAGCAAUACUUAUUGUACCCAAAUCACAGCAUCCGCCAGUCUCCUCCCUCUCUUCCUCCUCCAUCUCUCUCCCCUUCCCUCCCUCCGUCUGCCGCCGCCGCCGCCGCCACUAACUAUCUUCCACCACCGCUAAAAUCCUUCUUCCCAUCUAUGAAUCACACUCCUCUCUCUUAAUUCCAUUUUAACGAAAAUCACAAAGCAAUGCCGAAAGCUCUAGGAAGAAACCUGCAAAGCUGCUUCAGCGUCAUCACCAAACGCCCCCUCCUCCCGCCGCCGCCGCCGCCGGGCCGAUCACGCGCCUCACCCUCCCCGCCGUCACCAGAAGAUCACAACCCACCAAUCCCAAAUCUAUUCAAAAGCUACAACUCCCUUUUCGAGGAAGCCCAACCCCCAACAACCCCGCCGCCGCGUGUCUCCUCCGCUUCCUCUUCCUCCACAUCAUCCUCCGGCGAGCCCGACUUCGCCACCGUCUACGCCUCCCAGCGCUUCUUCUUCUCCUCCCCCGGCCGCUCCAACUCCAUCGUCGAUUCCUCCUCCACCGAUCUCACCGAUUGCAUUGUCGCAGAAGCGGAUCGCCGGGAAGUAUCCCCGCCGCCGCCGCCGGAGAUAGCGGUGAAGGACGGAGUGGCGGUCCCCACGUACUCCCCGGACCCGUACAGGGACUUCCGGCAGUCGAUGCAGGAGAUGGUGGAUGCGACACGUGGGCGAGGGGGAUUGGUGGACGUGGGGUCCAGCUGGGAGUACCUGCACGAGCUUCUGCUCUCUUACCUGGCCCUCAACCCAAAGACAACCCACAAGUACAUCGUUUGCGCCUUCGCCGACCUCCUUGUCAACCUUCUCUCAUCGACGACGGCGACGGCGACGGAGACACGCGGCGGAGGUGGUUGUCGCAGGUAGCGUGGGGACGUGGCAGGAUUAUAAUUAUGCUGUGUGCUUAAUAAUCUGGUCUGGUCUGAAUCAUGUUUCGAUCCCUCCUAAUUAAUUUUGUUAUCAUUGUUGAUCAGCUAUGUGUAUACAUUAUAUUCAUACGACUUAAUAAUUAAAUUAAAUGCAC
Linum trigynum is the source of this 1079-nucleotide messenger RNA. The record is from the annotation of a GenBank genome assembly. NCBI's taxonomy places the organism in Eukaryota, Viridiplantae, Streptophyta, Magnoliopsida, Malpighiales, Linaceae.